AUGACCGCAUUUUAUGGGUGUGGAUUUACUGAAUUCACCGUUCCAGAUACAGUUGUUAGUAUCGGUGAUUUAGCCUUCGGAAAAAAUCUUAAACUGAAAAAAUUCACAAUUGGAAAAGGUAUUUAUAAAUUAUCAGAGAGAUGGUUCUCUACUCCAAAACAAUUGACAGUUGUCAUUCCACCUAAUGUGAAGGAUAUUAAUCCAUCUGCCUUUGAAGGAAUUGAUUCUGUUAAGAUUGAAUUCUCCUCAGAUAAUCAGAUAUAUAGUGCAACUGAUAAUUCUAUAAUUAGUAAAAUUGGCAACACUUUAGUUGGAACAGUAGGUUUAUUGGGCAAAGUCUACGAACUUCAUGAGAUAGUUCGAAGUAUAUCUGAAGGGGCAAUUAUUAGACGUAGACCUUAUGGCUCAACAGCUGUAUGGAAAGAAAUGAAAGAUGGUAUUGCAGAAGCUGCAAUUAUUAAGAUGCCAAGCAAUUUAAUUGCGAUCAAAGAUCAACCAAGUCUCUAUGUUCAAAGCGCUUGCUAUGAGGGCGAAUAUUCAAUAUCAUCAGGAUUUUCACCUUUAGAAAGUUUUACAACAGAAAAGUAUCUUUAUGAAACUUUCCUAGGUAAUACAGCAAGUAACCAAAAAUGCUCCACUUCCUUAAGUGACGGUUAUAAGUGGAGACACAUUAUCGGAAUGUCAUCAGCUGAAAUAGGAUUAACAGCAGCAAUUGUUGUGUUGGGAGUUUUGCUGAUAGUAGUAAUAAUCCUUUACUUCGUUUGCCCAAGGGACAAACUUUCAUCAGCAGCCGACGAUGCUGUAUAA
Molecule: messenger RNA, 807 nt
Organism: Trichomonas vaginalis G3
Lineage: Eukaryota; Parabasalia; Trichomonadida; Trichomonadidae
Product: leucine-rich repeats (6 copies)-containing protein
Exons: 1
Coding region: 1-807 (268 amino acids)
Source: RefSeq, a predicted model, not a curated record